This is a messenger RNA of Fonsecaea erecta, 741 nucleotides long. RefSeq lists its product as hypothetical. The record is from RefSeq and is a predicted model, not a curated record. Lineage: Eukaryota; Fungi; Ascomycota; Eurotiomycetes; Chaetothyriales; Herpotrichiellaceae. Bases 1 to 741 code for a protein of 246 amino acids. The transcript has 4 exons.
AUGUCUGAGCUUCACAUCCAUGGCCGAGUAGCGAGUUCGCUCGCAAAGACGACAUUGCGACGGGAAGACUUUUUCCUGUCUCCUGACGCAGCAGCAUCUACACAAGAUGAAGGUGGUGUGUCCGGAGCGUUCGAUGAAGGAGUUGCAGGACUGGCAUAUAUGAAGACAGAUCGAGAUUUUGCAGGGAAUCUUCAGUCAUUCAUGAUCUGGCUCCCUCGCUUCAUUACCCCGACGGCCGACAUCGACGACGUGUCAAUUCCAGGAAAGCACACGCUUCCGGGCACAGGCUCACACGUCCUGCGCCGUUGCACUACAAUGGACCCGACAACGCGGUUGCUGUGCGACGACUUUGUUUCAGAUCUACUGUGCUUCGAGAAUGAUUCGAAGAAACCAGGCUACGCACUCAUCGAUCAAUGCUUCUCGGGCAUUUGUGACACAGCGCUUGAUAACGAUGAGAAGUAUCGAACCCUUCUCCGAUCACAAGAUGAAGGCCCAAUUCAAUUCCUCCUGGCAAUCGUGCCUUUGAUUGCGGGCAUGGUAAGCGCUACUCCUGUUGCGGAACCCUCACCUAUGGAGCCUCAAGCGCUGAGUGGCCUCGUCGAGCGUCAAGGUCUCCUCGGCUCCCUCCUUGGCUCCUUGGGAGCUGAAACCGGGAUUCUCCUCACCGGCCUGGGCGUCUACGAGGUUUCCGUUGAAGGUGCCAUCGUCAACAUUACUCAGACUCUGGGGAUUUUCCUCUGA